AUGAAAUCGUGUGAGAAGAGAGAGCUGUCAUGAAGUAGAAAAGCUGGGGUUGAAAGGGACUGGACUGCGUGCCCACGAUCACACUACACUGAGGUAGAGUCUCUGGAGGCAGGAGGGAGAGGUCAGGAUGGCAGGUGUUGGGGCGAGUGCCACGGCUAACCCUGCCUGUAAGAUCAUGACCUUCAGACCUACCAUGGAGGAGUUUAAGGACUUCAACCAGUACCUGGUUUAUAUGGAGUCUCAGGGAGCGCAACGUGCAGGACUGGCCAAGGUCAUUCCACCCAAGGACUGGAAGCCACGGCGCAAUUACGAUGAUAUUGAUGAUUUCGUCAUCCAAGCACCUAUUCAGCAGAUGGUGGCUGGGCAAUCAGGACUCUUCACCCAGUACAACAUCCAGAAGAAACCUCUCACUGUGCAAGAGUUCCGCAGACUGGCCAACAGUGACAUGUACUGCACACCUCGCUACCUGAACUAUGAAGAUCUGGAGAGGAAGUACUGGAAGAAUCUGACGUUCGUCUCACCCAUCUAUGGUGCUGAUGUGAGCGGCACGCUCUAUGAUGAGGACAUCGAAGAGUGGAACAUCGGGCACUUGAACUCAAUCUUGGAUGUGAUUGAGGAGGAUUGUGGAGUGUCCAUUCAGGGUGUAAACACACCCUAUCUGUACUUUGGAAUGUGGAAGACCAGCUUCUCCUGGCACACGGAGGACAUGGACCUCUACAGCAUUAACUACCUGCACUUUGGGGAGCCCAAAUCCUGGUAUGCCAUCCCUCCAGAACAUGGGAAGAGAUUGGAGCGUCUUGCUAUAGGUUUCUUUCCUAACAGCUUUAAAAGCUGUGAGGCCUUCAUGAGACACAAGAUGACUCUGAUAUCCCCCUCUGUACUAAAGAAAUACAGCAUACCAUUUGACAAGAUAACACAGGAAGCGGGGGAGUUUAUGAUCACAUUUCCAUAUGGUUACCACGCUGGCUUCAACCACGGCUUUAACUGUGCUGAAUCCACCAAUUUCGCAAGUAUCCGGUGGAUCAAUUAUGGAAAAGUUGCUACGCAGUGUACAUGCAGUAAGGACAUGGUGAAGAUCUCCAUGGAUCCGUUUGUCAGACGAUUCCAGCCGGAUCGCUAUCAGGCUUGGACACAAGGCAAAGACUCAUGUCCAUUGGAUCACACUCUGGCCACACCCAGCACCACACCAGAGCUGCAGAGCUGGCUUCAGAGGCGGCGCAGGAAAGCGCCCUCCACCACAAGUCUCCAUUAUCCACGCACAUCCUCCAAACGACUGAAGACUGUGGACACUGCGCCAGUGAAGGGGGGCAGUCGGAGGAGUAGAGGGGCAGCUUUAACAUCAAACGACAAGGAUAAGGAAGACCCAAUGAAACACCAGAAAGAAUCACAGAACUCAGGCCAAUUAAAAGGGCUCUCUGGUCCAUGUCGGCAAAUGUGUGUUGUUAAAGUAACAAGAGUGGAGAAUGACUUGCUUGCCCACUCCUCUAGACAAGUCAAAGAUGCUUCCCCUGAGCGACUCUCGACCCCUGCCACAUCCAGGCAGAGUGAACCCGAUCCAGGUCACUCAAGCUCCCAGACGUCUUCACAUUUCUAUGAAUGUCAAGUAUCCACAAACGCAAGCUAUACCGCACGGCCUGGACCUGAACCAACCUCAGAGAGUGACGUCACUGUGGAUGUGACUCUGGACUCAGAAAGAACUACUGAAAGUCCUGAUCAAACACUAAACUGUGAAUCUGUCCCAGAAACAAGUGCUCCUUCUAUUCCUGUCACCCAUUCGUCGAGACUUAACUCCACUGGUGCUGCGUUUUUAUUUUCGGAAGCUGAUUCCCAACAAGCUAAAAUUGAAACCGAAGAGGCAGUCACCGAUAUCUUGGCUGAAAGCAGCAUCGAUUGCGGCACAUCAGCACUUUACGAGGAGCAAAGCUCGAUCCGUCUAGACUCGGCUCAGGAUUCAGAAACCUCAGAGAACAGAACAAACCCUGAAAUCCAGACUACUCAGUUUUGUGAGAUGCCUCUUCUAAUGCCUGAGCUCACAGAAGAGAGAGUCAAUCCUCAAUCCCUCGCACCUGAAAUGCCCUCGCUGACUCUCGCUGUCCGACCCGACACUACAAAUCACAGACCUCACAGUCCGAACAACAGUGCACCUGUUCUCCAUCGGGAAAAAUCACACUCGCCUCCUGUUAUAACAGAUGAUGUGGCGACUUGUUCUGAAAGAGCUUGUCACGACUGGCCCUUCGUUGCAUCCCAAGAAGACGUAAACCAAACACAAAACUCAAUCUCAGACAGCUUUAUAGCAAAACCAUUAUCUCCUUCCUUGGUUCAGGAAUGGGAGUCCAAACAGGAAGGACAUGAACACACAUGCCCAUACACAGACCAGAACACUCGAAAUGAGUCCAUUUCGCAGUUUAAAAUCACCACUCACGGUAUUUUGCAAUGUUCUACUGUAGCAGACAUGGAUUUAAUGGACGCUCGAGACUCUGAAAUGACCGAUAACUCGGUAGAAAGAAGUCUUGAAGAGCAGUCAAGCUCUCUCACAUCCUUCCAGGGCUCCUUCAUGGAGUCCAAAACCUUCACCAUUUGGAACAACCUCAGCUCCCAGAAUCCCGCAGUGCUCAUUGAGAGCUUGCAGCCCGAGCUGGUAGUGGGUCUUACCACAGGUGGGAGCAGUCUCACAAACUAUGCUCAUGACUCGCUGCCCUACACCAUGUGGUCCGAAUCGGGGUGCCAACAAGAUAAGUUCCCUGAUUCCCCAAACUCUUCAUCAUGCACUCAGACAUGGACCAACCUGGAGCCCAUUCCCAUGCAGUGCUCUGGUGCAGACAUGGCUCCAAAUGCACCCCCAGAUCUGAAGCAGCAGAGCGUGGAGUUGGAACCAGUUAAAGCUUGUGUGCUCGGUGAGCAGGCAGGCUCUCAGGAACCUCAGGAGGAAGAGUUCAAAGGUCAGGAGUAUUACGAAUGUGCGAAGUCAGAGCAUGAUGGGUCUGUGAGCGACUCUGAUUCGUGUGAAUCAGGAGAUAAAGGUGCUGACAGCAGCAGUGAAUCCAGUGAAGAGAAUGCCAUGAGUGACCCUGAGUAUGUGGAAACGGGCCUGGAGCCUGGGGAAGUCUGUACAUAUCAUACGCAAACUGUUAAGAAGACAACCAAGAGCUGGCGUCACCCCCUCAGAAAGCCCACGGCAAGAGCAGUGCCAAGUGCUGUGAAACAGCAGGCUGCCAGCGAUGAUGAGACUAUAGAGGAGUGUGCGACUAAUGAAGAGGAGCCGGAAACUGAGGAAUGGGCAAAGCCUUUAGUGCAUCUGUGGCAACACCGAAAAGCUCAUCUUCAGUAUGAACGAGAGUACAACACGACUGCAGCUAAAAGCGCUCCACACUGUGCUGUCUGCACCCUUUUUAUGCCAUACUGUCAGCCUGAUAAUUUAGAUGAGAGAAGGCACGAUGUCUUGACGAGUACUGCCACAGAGUCUCAGGCAUCAUGUACUCAGGAGGCGAGCUUGAGAUCACGACCUCUGAUCCCUGAAAUUUGCUUUGCGUACCAGGAGGGCCCAUGUCCCUUGAACACACUGCUGGAGGAGGAUGGAUCCAGUCCUCUUGUGGCCUGCAGUAGCUGCUGUGUUCAAGUUCAUGCCAGUUGCUACGGUGUUGCUGCUCAUGAUGUCGGCCCGGUGUGGACAUGUGACCGAUGUGUGAGCGGAGACCUGGCAGCUGGAUGCUCUUUGUGUAACCUGAGGGGAGGUGCGUUAAAAAGAACCUCAGAUGACAGAUGGGCGCAUGUGAUGUGUGCUGUGGGUCUCCCUGAGGUGAAGUUCAUUGAUGUGGUGAAGAGAGCUCCUAUUGACAUCAGUGCUAUACCUGUUCAGAGAUAUAAACUGAAGUGUAUAUAUUGCCGGAAUAGGAUAAAGAGGCUGUCUGGCGCGUGUAUUCAGUGCUCAUGUGGUCGUUGCCCAACCUCUUUCCAUGUCACCUGUGCACACGCAGCUGGAGUUCCCAUGGAGCCUGAUGAUUGGCCGUAUGUGGUUUUCAUCACCUGUCACAGGCACCAGUCACGGAGCUCCAGUGCUAAAUUGAAAGUUAGCAAAAGUGAAUUAGAAGUGGGCCAGACGGUGAUCUCCAAACACAAAAAUCUUCGUUACUACAGCUCACGUGUUACGCAGGUCACGGCCCAAACAUUCUAUGAGGUCAUGUUCGAUGAUGGCUCAUUCAGCAAUGAUACAUUCCCUGAAGACAUUGUGAGCAGAGAUUGUUCCCAGCUUGGGCCUCCUGAAAUGGGGGAUGCUGUUCAGGUGAAGUGGCCCGAUGGACUUUUUUAUGGAGCCAAGUACCUUGGCUCUAACACUUCAUAUAUGUACCAGGUGGAAUUUGAAGAUGGAUCCCAAGUAUUGGCGAAGAGAGAGGACAUUUACACACUGGAUGAAGACCUGCCCAAAAAGGUCAAAGGUCGUUUGUCCACGGCGUCCAGCAUGCGUUUCCAGGAUGCGUUCUUCACCACACAAGGUGAAAGGAAAAGGCGACGCACACCGAAUUCUCGCUUCCAGACGGAUUAUAUCGCACAUAUAAGCCCUCGAACCUUCGCCAGGAUCUCAGAGACACACAGUAAAGCCAACUAAUGGAGGAAUGCAGA
Sinocyclocheilus grahami is the source of this 4617-nucleotide messenger RNA. Its product is annotated as lysine-specific demethylase 4C-like. Bases 128 to 4603 code for a protein of 1491 amino acids. Gene Ontology annotation, biological process: regulation of gene expression; chromatin remodeling. Gene Ontology annotation, cellular component: nucleus; chromatin. The transcript has 22 exons. Gene Ontology annotation, molecular function: histone H3K9 demethylase activity; histone H3K36 demethylase activity. NCBI's taxonomy places the organism in Eukaryota, Metazoa, Chordata, Actinopteri, Cypriniformes, Cyprinidae. The record is from RefSeq and is a predicted model, not a curated record.